CAAAGCAUUCCAAAAGAUCCGAAUUCGAAAACCGAAUCAAAAAUGUCGGGUCGGGGCAAGGGAGGCAAGGGUUUGGGCAAAGGCGGAGCCAAGCGGCACAGGAAGGUCCUCCGCGACAACAUCCAGGGCAUCACGAAGCCGGCCAUACGCCGUCUCGCUCGCCGUGGCGGAGUGAAGAGGAUCAGCGGCCUCAUCUACGAGGAGACACGUGGCGUCCUCAAGAUCUUCCUGGAGAAUGUGAUCCGCGACGCCGUGACGUACACCGAGCACGCCAGGAGAAAGACGGUGACGGCCAUGGACGUCGUCUACGCGCUCAAGAGGCAAGGCAGGACUCUCUAUGGGUUCGGCGGCUAGGGUUGUGGUUUGGGAUAUGGGGAAUUGUAAAGGGGAUUUUGGGUUGUGGUUUCGGCUGUGGUUGGAUUUAGGGUUUUUCUUAUAAAGUAGUAGUGGGCUUUGAAGUUGUUGUUAGGUUUAUUUUGAAUGAAGAAUCGACUUGCUUCUUUUACCUGAUGUUGUUAAUUGAAUGGUUUGCAUUUGAUCUGAAAUUUCAAUUUGUUGAACGAUACUGGUAAUUCUGUGACUCCAUUUGAGUUUAUAGGUUCCAAUUUGUGAAAAUAGGUGUUCGUUUUUGUUAUUCCACAUUGGUUUGGAGAUAACUGCUCCUGUACUUGGCAUGAAAAUCACAAUUCCGGG
Messenger RNA from Fragaria vesca subsp. vesca, 693 nucleotides. RefSeq names its product histone H4-like. Gene Ontology annotation, molecular function: protein heterodimerization activity; structural constituent of chromatin; DNA binding. Gene Ontology annotation, biological process: nucleosome assembly. The record is from RefSeq and is a predicted model, not a curated record. Lineage: Eukaryota; Viridiplantae; Streptophyta; Magnoliopsida; Rosales; Rosaceae. Gene Ontology annotation, cellular component: nucleosome. Bases 43 to 354 code for a protein of 103 amino acids. The transcript has a single exon.